This is a messenger RNA of Apis florea (little honeybee), 1597 nucleotides long. RefSeq names its product Iodotyrosine deiodinase (gene Iyd). The record is from RefSeq and is a predicted model, not a curated record. Lineage: Eukaryota; Metazoa; Arthropoda; Insecta; Hymenoptera; Apidae. Gene Ontology annotation, cellular component: plasma membrane. Gene Ontology annotation, molecular function: oxidoreductase activity.
AUAAAAGUCAUUGUCUAAAGCCAGCGUCGAUGAAUUAAUUUUUUUUAAUAGCCUGAGUUUUUUUACGCUGAAUAAUUAAAUCGUUUUCAUGUAUUGCUUAAAGAUUUACUAUAUGUUUCGAUAGAUAAUAUUCUCUUUUUCUAAGACAGAAGGUACAAAAGACAAUUUCAAAUACUUGCUAAUUAUAUAUGAUAAAAAUUAUAAUUAGUGCUUUUCACAUUUAAAAAAUUAGAAACUUAUUAAGCAUAUUAUGUAUGUUAAAAUACAAGUACUUAAAUACUUCGUUGUACUGUAAAUGAUUGAUGAAAAAUUCAUGAACAUGUAAAUCUAUGUUUUAGUAUAUAAUAAUAAUGGGAUACAUCAUCUGUUUAACGCGAUAACUUAGAUAUUGUAGGUCAGACAUAUCCUACUCUUGUUGCAACACAUACCGUUAUUACUUACAUCUUGAAUCGUCAAAACAAUUGAAUAUAAUACUCAAUCUUCGAAAUAAAUAUUAAAUUUUUAUUAAGAAUGUUUACUGAACUUUUUCCAUUUUGGACGAAAUACUGGUACCACGUGUUGAUUACUAUUGUAGUUUAUAUUUUUUUAAAAUUAUUUUAUAAAAUAUUGAAAAAGGACGCUAUUUUUACUGAAAAAAAUAAACAUAAUUUUGACAUUUCAAAUAUUAUAAAGCAACUAAAAGAAACUAAUCAAGAAACAAAAGAUAGUGAGGAAUCUGCAUUACCAAAAGAUUUAAAACAUAUUCCUUAUGAAUAUAAAAGACCUUCUGAAAUGGAGUUAUUCUGUCAAGCUUCUGAGUUUUAUAAAAUAGUAACUGCUAGAAGAACUAUAAGAUUUUUCAGUUCUGACCCUGUACCAAAAGAAGUCAUAUAUGAGAUAAUAAAAGCUGCAGGUACAAUAUCAUGUUAUUACGUUCACAAAACUUUUUAUACAUCUGAGUCUGUUUUAGGCACUGCGCCUAGUGGUGCACAUACAGAACCAUGGACAUUCGUAGCGGUGUCAAAUCAGAAGAUAAAAGAACAAAUACGUUAUAUUGUUGAAAGCGAAGAAGAAAUAAAUUAUAAAAAAAGAAUGGGAGUAAAGUGGACAACUGAUUUACUUCCAUUAAGAACAAAUUGGAUUAAAGAAUACCUGACUACCGCUCCUUAUUUGUUGCUUGUAUUUAAACAAAUUUAUGGAAUUUUACCAAAUGGAAAAAAGAAAAUUCAUUAUUAUAACGAAAUAAGCACAUGUAUUGCUUGUGGUAUUCUUAUCACCGCUAUACAAUAUGCAGGUUUGGUAACUCUGACUUCUACUCCUUUAAAUUGUGGACCUGCCAUCCGCAACCUUCUUGGACGUCCUUCUAAUGAAAAGCUUGUUGUACUACUGCCAGUUGGUUAUCCAGCAAAGGAUGCUACAGUGCCUGAUCUUCAGCGAAAAUCUCUAUCUGAUAUUUUAGUAGAAAUUGAUUGACAUAUAUUAUAACAAAUUAUGGGAAGUACCUUUGUUUAAUAUUUUAUCAGAUACUUGCUUGUAGGACAAUACAAAAAUGAGUACACAUAAUUAUAGAUUUAUAUAAAUCCUGUUUUUGUAAAAAAACUUAUAUUUGUUUUGAGUA